Messenger RNA from Quercus lobata, 684 nucleotides. RefSeq lists its product as uncharacterized. Lineage: Eukaryota; Viridiplantae; Streptophyta; Magnoliopsida; Fagales; Fagaceae. The record is from RefSeq and is a predicted model, not a curated record. The transcript has 2 exons. The coding region runs from base 1 to 684 and encodes 227 amino acids.
AUGCUGGCAGCCCUACCAAUCCUCAAGCCUGGUCAUUGUUGGAGAGUGGGGAAUGGUUAUUCAAUCAGGGUUCGCGGUGACAAGUGGAUUCCUAAUUUUCCAUCACAUAGAAUACUCCAUCCGCCCAAUGAUGAUGUUGAAGGUUGGGUUGUGGCUGACCUCAUUGAUCAUAAAUUACAUGAAUGGAGGAUUGAUGUAGUGACGACAUUAUUUCAUAAGGAGGAGGCUGAUGCAAUAUGUAAAAUUCCCCUUAGUCGAAGGAGUGUGGCUGAUUCCAUUACAUGGCUGCAUAAUAAGAAUGGCAAGUUCACUAUUAAAUCAGCAUAUAGGGUUGCACCACAGGUUUUAAAGGUUGGGAGAGGGGCUAAAAGUUCAAAUGGGGGAUGUUCAGAAUCAACAAUUCAUGCACUUUGGGAGUGUGCCGUUGCAAAGGAUGUAUGGGCUAGCAGUGUUAAAAUUCUACAGAAGGGAUACACGGGUCAGACUGAUUUGCUGCACUUAUUGGAGUACCUUCUAGACCGAUUGUCUUUGGAGGAAGUUGAAGUCUUUUUGAUUCAAGCUUGGUUCAUAUGGAAUAGGCGCAACAGCGUUAUUCAUGGUGGCAAAUUCAUUGAUCCAGGGACUAUUAAUCAGAGGGCAGCAGAGUAUUUAGAAGAGUACAAACAUGCUCAACAGCAACUUUAA